This is a messenger RNA of Podospora pseudocomata, 813 nucleotides long. RefSeq lists its product as uncharacterized. The transcript has a single exon. NCBI's taxonomy places the organism in Eukaryota, Fungi, Ascomycota, Sordariomycetes, Sordariales, Podosporaceae. Gene Ontology annotation, biological process: RNA processing. Bases 1 to 813 code for a protein of 270 amino acids. The record is from RefSeq and is a predicted model, not a curated record.
AUGCAUUCUUUCGAUAUCCAUUCUUCACCAACCCUGCAACAGUACCGUAAAUUUCAACUUAUGGCUAGUGGCGCUGGACCCACAUUUACAAUCAAGGGUCUUGCAUCAAUCACGACUAAAACUUCAACAACACAACCCAUAUUCAUUCAACCUUCGCCCUCGUCGUCGACGACAAAGUAUUCCGAGAAGAUGGCCGCCACUGAUCCGAGUCCGACUCUGAAGUUUUUGACAGAUGCAGGUCAUCUCUUAGCCUUUACGGCUCCCGAGACGUCGGCAUAUAUCCUCAGGCAGCGAAAUGACUUGAUGUUCGAGCAUGAGAUUCCUCUUCCUGAGGUCCAACGACAGCAUGUUUGCACGGCCUGUGGUAAUAUUUUGGCUUUCGGCGAGGGCAGUGACCUGGUCUUCAAAAAGAACAAAAAGGCAGUGAUCAAAAAGAAACAGCAAACACCUCCGGCACCCAAGGUCGAAAAAGCGAAAAGGCAAGAACCUCGGUCAUCUGGCCCAACCAAGCGCAUCGAGUGUGGCCAUUGCUCUUCGAAAAUCGAGAUCAAGCUUCCGGCUCCGGCUCCCAUCAUUCGCCGUACUGUCAAACCGGCCCACAAGGUGUCCAAGACCACGGCACCGGGAGCGGCCCCAUCUUUGCCCAAGACUUCAGGUUCACACGAGACGACAUCCUCUCAGAAGCCAGCGUCCAAUGCGAACAGCAAGAAGAGGGCCAGGUCUCGAAAAGCGGGUCUCCAAGCUCUGUUGGAGCAAUCCAAAAAUUCAAGACCUUCGCCUGGGUUGAGCCUUGCCGACUUCAUGUCGAAAUGA